This is a messenger RNA of Trichoplax adhaerens, 831 nucleotides long. RefSeq lists its product as uncharacterized. The record is from RefSeq and is a predicted model, not a curated record. Lineage: Eukaryota; Metazoa; Placozoa; Uniplacotomia; Trichoplacea; Trichoplacidae. The transcript has 5 exons. The coding region runs from base 1 to 831 and encodes 276 amino acids.
AUGGAUGUUGACUGGGAAUGCAGAAACUGCCAAGAGUUUAAUCCAUUGUAUAAUGAAUUAGCCAAGGAGCUAAGUAGCACCGAUAGCCAAGUAAAAUUGGGAAAAUUGGAUGCGACUAAAUAUCGCCAUUUGGCUGAGAAACAUAACGUGGGAAGAUUGCCAGCAUUACUGUACUUUCGUAAGAGAGUACCACUAUUAUAUACAGGUAAUUUAGCCGUAGAUUCUAUAUCGAUUUGGCUUGACGAAAAUCGCAAAAGCUUCGUUCGUAGGCUUGAUGAAGACAAUUUCGAACACCUGACUCAGGCAUCAACAGGGGCUACCACAGGAGACUGGUUAAUACAAUUCGCCAGUCCUGGAUGUGAAGCAUGUAAGCUUGUUCGUGCUAAUUGGGAAGCGGUUGCUAGUCAUUUACGGCGAAAGAUGAAUAUAGCAACGGUGGAUCUAUCGGUUAAUCAAGGUCUAGCUAGACGUUUUAAAAUUCAUCAAACUCCAACCGUUAUACUAUUCCGUCAUGGUAGUCGAUAUACUUACAAGACUCAUAAUAACGAUUAUACAUUUUACCCAAUAGUAGCUUUCGCUACUGAAGAUUACAGAAAGGUCAAAGCUGUCACUGUUGAGGGCAAGAAAGGAUUCUUUUCUGAACUAUGGGGGUCACUCUCUUUUAAUUUUAACAUUUUUACGGUAUUAUACAUCUGUUUCGCAUUGAUUGCAAUAGUAAUAGUAGUAGCAUGUGUAUGUGCGUGCAAAUUAGCAGCAGAAGACAAUAUCGAUGAAGCCAAUGACGAAGAAAGUGAAGAUGAAUCAGAUACUGAAGAUAAGAAAGAAAAGUAA